CUUCCUGUUCCAGAAGACAACACUGCAUAUUUGUUCUGACUGGUUUUGUUGUAAUGAAAAUAAGACAUGUUAAUGUCCAUUACUAUUAAAGUAAUUGGAUACAUAUUAGUGCAUCGCAGAGGACGUUGAAUACGGCAACAUUCUAUCUAUUUCCUCCUGUGUUUGAUAUUUAGAUCAAGCUCUGUGCAGUUAAAUUUCGCUACGAUGUCGGCAAAAGUAAGGACGGGGGACAGCAAAGACAGCGUAGACAUCAUACGAAAUUACCAUAAACAGGCAUUUGAAUACAUCUCCGUGGCACUUAGGAUUGAUGAAGAUGAGAAAGGUGUUAAGGAUGAGGCCGUCCAGUGGUAUCAAAAAGGCAUUGCAGAGCUGCAAAAGGGAAUUGCUAUUGAAGUGACGGGACAAGGAGAGCAAUAUGAUCGGGCAAAGAGGCUUCAGACUAAGAUGAUCACCAAUCUCACUAUGGCAAAGGACCGACUCGCUCUUUUAGAAGGUGCGUCAGCAUCUAAAAGGAGAACUAGCCCUCCGCGUCUCCCCACUCCUCCUACUAGGCCGUCUGGUUUAAAGGGCCAGCCUGGACCAGGUCUCUCGGCCAAUCGCUGCAAACCCUCCAGCACCAUAAAACCAGGCUCCAGCAGGACCAACAAUGUGAAGGUGGUGCCCCGGGUUGCAGGAAGAGGACAGAAUAGCAGACCAGCGUCUUCAUCAGCACUGCGAAGAGACAUGAAGAACUUCAAAAAUGUGGACAGCAAGCUGGCUAACCUUAUAUUGAAUGAGAUCAUUGACAGUGGGUCUUCAGUGAGCUUUGACGACAUUGCAGGUCAGGAGCUGGCUAAACAAGCUCUCCAGGAAAUCGUCAUCCUGCCUGCACUCAGACCAGAAUUGUUCACCGGUCUCAGAUCCCCUGCACGAGGUCUGCUCCUAUUCGGUCCUCCUGGCAACGGCAAGACCAUGCUGGCCAAAGCAGUUGCUAUGGAAUCCAACGCCACCUUCUUUAACAUCAGUGCUGCCAGUCUGACCUCUAAAUGGGUGGGGGAGGGAGAGAAGCUGGUUAGAGCUCUGUUUGCUGUUGCUAGAGAACUACAGCCUUCCAUCAUCUUCAUUGAUGAGAUUGACAGCCUGCUCUGUGAGAGAAGGGAAGGGGAACACGACGCCAGCCGCCGGCUAAAAACGGAGUUUCUGAUUGAGUUUGAUGGGGUGCAGUCAGAUGGAGCUGAAAGGGUCCUGGUGAUGGGAGCUACUAACAGACCUCAGGAACUGGACGAAGCUGUCCUUCGACGAUUUGCCAAAAGGGUUUACGUUGCCUUGCCAACAGAGGAGACGCGAUUGAAGUUGCUGGGUAAUCUUUUGGGAAAACAUGGAAACCCACUCAACCACAAAGAAUUGGCCCAUCUUGCAAAACGUACAGGGGGCUACUCUGGAAGUGAUCUUACCUCAUUGGCUAAGGAUGCCGCUCUUGGACCAAUCAGGGAACUGGGACCAGAGCAAGUAAGGAAUAUGGCUGCCAGUGAUAUGCGUAACAUUCGCUACAAAGACUUUGAGGACUCUCUGAAACGGAUCAAGCCAAGUGUUAGUCCCACCACCCUGGAUCUGUAUGUACGAUGGAACACUGAAUACGGAGACACCACCGCCUUCUAGAACCACGGAACUACAGAAGUUAAUCUCUAUGUACGAUAGAACACUGAAUGGGAAGAUACCACUGCCUUCUAGAACCAUGGGACUACAGGGGUUAAUCUGUAUGUACGAUAGAACACUGAAUGGGAAGACAUCACCACCUUCUACAACCACGGAACUACAAGGAUGUUUUCCUACUGUGCAAAUUGUAUCAAAACAUUUCUCAGUUUCUAACAUUUGCUUUCAUAGUACUGCUGAAAACAGAAAUAGAAUGUUCUGUUCUCUCCCUGCUUUAUUUCAUGGAUUCGACCUUUGCCCAUGUAAGAUGAUAGAUUUCAGAGUUUCUAUUAUACUGUAUAUACUGUGAAAAGACUAGCGAGUGGGAUAGAAAUGGUAGCCAGACGUAAUGCAUUUGAUCCUUUUGAACAAGAUGUUAGAUUGAAUUAUGCAGUACGUGCACUUAAGUAAAAUAAUGUAACUGGAGUAUGAUGACCAUUGUAUGAUAAUAAUUUUAGGAUGAAUGUCAGCUAGUUAAGUUCAGCACUGUGCUUCUGCAAGUUGGACAUCCUGAAUGAAUCCUACUGCUUUUAGUGCUGUGAUCAUUAAACUAGCAAUAAUAAUAAUAAAUAAAGAACUGCAGC
Esox lucius (northern pike) is the source of this 2255-nucleotide messenger RNA. Its product is annotated as spastin. Bases 205 to 1638 code for a protein of 477 amino acids. Gene Ontology annotation, cellular component: microtubule cytoskeleton. The transcript has 15 exons. Gene Ontology annotation, molecular function: ATP hydrolysis activity; ATP binding. NCBI's taxonomy places the organism in Eukaryota, Metazoa, Chordata, Actinopteri, Esociformes, Esocidae. The record is from RefSeq and is a predicted model, not a curated record.